Molecule: messenger RNA, 2550 nt
Organism: Porites evermanni
Lineage: Eukaryota; Metazoa; Cnidaria; Anthozoa; Scleractinia; Poritidae
Source: the annotation of a GenBank genome assembly
UAUUUCUUUCUUUCUUUUUCAGAAGGAGUCUUUUAUGAUGAUGUUGACCAUGCUUUGAAGAACCUUAAAAAACCAGCUGCCUAUGCUGCAAAACACAAAUUACCCAUAAUCAUUUGGUGGACUGCCUUUACUGGUGGAAAUUCAAUAAAGAAGUGUACACUUGGUGAGUGUUACAUCACAGAGGCUCGUAAAUUCCAGACACAUCCCAGGACCAAGGCUUUUAUGUUCUAUGGCACAACUUUUACAUCAAAUGACUUACCUCUUCCAAGACUUGGUAAGUUGUUUUAAAUCCCACUUUUCUGAUGUUGAGAAAGAAAGAUCUUUAUUAAUCAGUUUCAACCUUUCAAAUGUUAAUGUCAUACAGAUCCAUACUUAGAUGAAGUAGAAUUACAAAAUGAUGAAGAGCCACAGUAUAACAAUUUUUUUACCCCCUUUUUUGAACAAGUCCCAAACUGUUGCUUUCAAGGUAGAUAGAAACCUUAGAUUCAUAAAAGCGAACAGGAAAAUGGAGAGAACAAAUAGUUAUGGUGAGUCCUUGGACUCAUCUUGCCAAAAAAUUGGAGUCUCAACCCAGAACCAUUGUGUCCCAGUUCAAAAAACAGUGAAUCCUAUUAAACUGAAUUUAUUUGGGCCUUAGUGUAUCCAUGCUGACAAUAAUCUGAAGACAGAUUCCAAAACUCUGUUUACUGGAUUAAAAAAACUCCUUUUAUCAUAAAGCACAACAAAGACUAAAUGAAAUAUACCUCGUUAAACAACAGCCACAGAAAUCACAUAAUAAAAUAAAUGGUUGAAUUGGAAUUUGGAAUUUGGAAAUGUUGCUUUUUGAGAAAAGGGGAAAACCGGAGUACCCAGGGAAAAACCUCUCGGAGCAAAGGAGAGAACCAACAACAAACUCAACCCACAUAUGGCGCUGACGCCAGGAUUUGAAUGUGGGCCACAAUGGUGGGAAGCGAGUGCUCUCACCAUUGCACCAUCCCUUGCUUCCCAAGGAACUCAAACCAUCACUAAACAUGAACAGGAUAUUCUACAAAAACAUCUUCAGAUCGAUUGAUUGAACUUUGCAUCCCAUGGGAUGCAUGCCAUGAAUUAUUUUGCAUCUUUGGUACUUUUUAUACAUCAGGGACCAAUAAAAUUACCACUGGCACAUGGGGUAAUUUUGAAGAUGCAGUCAAGUAAAAACCAUCUUGACUUAUGGAUAUUUCUGCUAUGAUUUAGGCAGACACCUGUCGUAUGUGGACACCUUUUUUGGUUCCAAAGUUUCCUCUUAUAGCUGACCAGUUUGACUGUAACUUUUUUUAACUGACAAUGGUGUUAACAACAAAAAUUAAACUGUGGAACAGUAUCCAACAUUUUGAUGUUUGGCACAUCAUUAUUACAAAUGAAAACUGUUAAGUGUCAAAGUUGUCAAAAGAGUUGAAGUUUGAAUUAAUUAGAUGGCAUUUGUGCAUGCUUGAUUAUUAUGCAGAUAUCUUAAAAGAAAAGCUUCAUGCAAAUCAAGUAAAUGGCUAGUGAUGAUUUAAGUUCCUGUAUAAACAGCAUUAAAUUUGACAUUGGUAUGUUUUUCUUUUAUGAACAGGACACCAUGAAUGGGCUUUGUUCCAUGAAGAAUCACCUAAGAAUAACCCAAUUCUUCACCAUCAAACAACAAUAGAACUGUUCAACCAUACUGCUACCUUCCGCAGAUUUUCCGAUUAUCCUUUGGUUACUCAAAUGCUUUCAUCUUUAGAUGAGCUUUUGAAAAAACCCAAAUACAGCAUUCAUGAGAAGAGCACAAGCGGUCUGGCAUCAGUGGUGUAUGUUCAAAGUGGGUGUAACCCGCCCUCAGACAGAGAUGAAUAUGUUUCAGAGUUGAUGAAGUUUAUCAAAGUAGAUUCCUAUGGAGCUUGCUUGCAUAAUAAAGACCUUCCAGAAGAGUUCAAGAAUCCUUUAACUAUGGAUAAUGAAGGUUUUCAGGACAUCAUUGCAAAAUAUAAAUUCACAUUGUCAUUUGAGAAUGCAUUAUGUGAAGACUAUAUUACUGAGAAGCUUUGGAGACCACUUAUACUAGGGUCUGUGCCCAUUUACAAAGGAUCGCCAACUGUUCAAGAAUGGAUGCCAAAUGAUCAUUCUAUAAUACUUGUUGAUGACUUUCAAAAUCCAAAGGAUUUAGCUGAUUUUAUCAAAAGGCUUGAUAAUAAUGAUGAAGAAUAUUCAAAAUACUUAGAAUUUAAGGAGAAGGGUGUUAUCAAUAAAAGACUUUUAAGCACUAUGAGAAAACGCCCGUGGGGGCAUUCCUUUGAGGAACAAAAUUAUGUUACAGGAUUUGAGUGUUUUGUUUGUGAUAGAAUUCAUGAAAAUAUCAAGCGCAAGGCAUCACAACUUACAGAACAUCAAUUUGUUGCUUCACAGGAGCAUUAUGGUUGCCCAAGGCCAGAAAAAUACAAUUUUCUGUUUUCCUCCAAUUCAGCUGUUUCAGGAGAGAGAGAUAUUUGGUGGCAGGAAUAUCAUCAAAGCCUCGAGGAAUCAAGGGAACUAAAUAAACUUGUGAAAUCUAACUGGUUGUUUCAUUAA